AAUUUGACACUCUUGAACUGAGUCACACGCCAGUAAGCCAGUACGGAAUCGGUUUUUAAAGUGACACGACGACUUAAGUUGAUUUUUUUUUGUUCUCUCAUUAUGUGCUAAGAAUGUAUGUCAUUGUGUGGUGAUUUUUAAUUUGUGAAUUGUGUGUAUUUUCUGCUAGUCGGUGAAACAAUAGCAACAGACAAACAAAAUGACGGAUACAUCGGAGAUCGAAAAGGAGUAUCUCUCCAGUUUGAGUGAUCUCAAUGUGAACAGUAAGCCGCUGAUAAGUAUGCUUACAAUGUUGGCCGAGGAGAAUAUCGAACACGGCCAGGUCAUCGUCGAUGUCAUCGUAAACCAUAUAACUAAGAUACAUCCUGAUGUGAAGCUCCCCGUACUAUAUUUGAUCGAUUCAAUCGUCAAAAAUCUUGGUAAUCGAUACGACAAUCGAUACAUCACCCUGUUCAGCCAUUCAAUAGUGAAGGUUUUUUGCGAUGUCUUUAAAGUGGUGAACGAAAAAGUACGAGAGAAGAUGUUCGCGCUACGGCAGACGUGGAACGAUAUAUUUCCACUAGCUAAAUUAUACGCAUUGGACAUCAAAACCAAUGAAAUUGAUGUGGGAUGGCCGAUAACAGCCAAAUUAACACCAUCCAUUCACGUGAAUCCGAAUUUUUUCAAAGGCAAAACACCCGACAGCGACAUUAUACGGGACAAGCAACGCGAACUUUUGGAAUUGCAGAAACGGAAAUUAGAAUUGGAAUUGGCUGCAACGAAGAAGCACAUUGCCGAACAAGAGAAGCAGCUAAAAGCCAAUGCUGCCGUCGUGCAAACGGUGAGCACAACUGUUCCACAGCCGGAGAACCUUUCUCAACCAUUGUUGGCAGAAUCGUCCGGCAAUAACUUCACAAACUCGCAAUAUCAGUCUAUCGAUAUGAUACAACCGAAUACAAGCGAUUCCAUGGCACAAAAGGCACGCAUGGAAAUCCACAAACCGGAGUCAGCUCCGCAAAAUGUACGCUCUCGUGAUCCCCGACUCGCCCGUCAAAUGCAAUUUCAAAAUUCUGCUCAACGUAACUUCAAUCAAAGAAAUCGAACGGCUUCACCAGCAUUUGUUAAUCAAGGUUUUGGGCCCGCUUCAACUCAUUUCGUCGCAAAUAGUCAAGCAGACAAUGCAAUUUCACACCGACCUCCUACAGCAUUUACUGCUGCCAGUAUGAACGAUUCAGGUAGAAAAUCGCGAACAGCAAGCAAAAACCGAAGUUCGUCGAAAGAAGUGAAAGUUCGCUCGGCAUCAAAAACGUCACCGAAACCACAAAAACCAAAUAGUCAAAAGUCAUCUCCCAAAUCACCAAGCUCGUCUUCAUCCAAAUCAUCGUUGAAAAGCUCGAAAACGUUUCCGUCGAGCAACCGCCAGUCACCGAAAGACCAGAAAAAAGAUCGGUACAAAGACAAAGAGUCCUGUAAACUGUCACCGACUCAAAGUGCGGCAAUCACAGCUUUGGCUGAAGCCGAACGGAAGAUCAAAGAAUUUACGAUACCGAAAAAGCGCAGCCCAUCGCCGAAAGAUAAGUCGACCAAGUCGAUAACGGAUCCGAAAGUGUCGAGCACCACAAAGACCGCCGACAGUCCAACCAAGUUCAAGGCCAGUAAAACCAGUUCGAAAUCAAGAAACUAUGUGAGACACAAUCGAGGAGGAGGUGCAAGUGCAGACAUUGUCCAACCGGAGACAGCACCAUCAACAACAUCGGUGACUGCCCCGAUCAUCCCAACCACCACCACAUCAGAAUCGAUUGAAUCAUCACUAAUUCCACCGUCCAUUGAACCAGUAGUAAAAGUUCCGGCAAGUGCUAGCUGCGUUCCGUUAACAGGAGCUGGCGAAAAUCAAAGCUUUAAAAACAAUGUGAUUGACGUUCCAUCGAAAGACAUCGAUCUAAGAUUAAUGCUAUCCAAUGCGGGAUCAUCGCCGAUAUCAACCACUUCGUUUGGAUCAUCCCUUUCCGCAACUCCGUCCUCGGUCGAAGCACGGAAAAGGUCCGAAGAUCGCAGCGUUGAAGAGCCGCCCGAGCAAAAGAAACGAAAGACUGAGAAGAUCGACGGAUUAUUCGGAAAGGAAGACGUGGAUUUGAGAACGCAGCUUAGUCAAGCAAUAACUCCGUUAUUUCCGCCUGCAGUUCUCCCGUCCGGUGAAGAGAAACCUGAUUGGGCAACCAUCAAGGCUGACACACCAAAAUCGAUCAAAUCGAAUUUCGACGCGGUUCGAGCUAAAUUGGCUGAAGCUAGUCGACACCUGCCAAACAAACCCAAUCGAAACAACGAUAUCGAUCUAAGGCGACGACACAUGCGCGAUUUCAUCGAAGAUUCGCAGGAUGGCAGCGAUGCAACGUUAAAAAUCAUAUUGGCUCAGGCACAGGCGCAACUCGACAACGACGACAUGAAUUUGGAACAAUACAACGCUUUGAUGCAACAGGUCGUUCAGGCGCACACAAAGUCAAAGAAAGAGUCGUUGAAGCGUAAGAAUGAUUUGGUCAGCCGAUCCGGUUUGUCAAUGGACAACAACGAUCAUUUCAGUUCGAGCAGUUCCGACUCAAAUAUUGCCAAAUCAUCACGUCAUGCCAAAAGAGAUCACCGUGAUAGUGAUGGACCAGAUCGUGACAAUGUGUCGUCAAAGGAAAAUCGAAGCAAUCGAAACCAUAAGAGAAGUCGAACCUCGAAGUGGUCGUCAGGUCCACCAUCACGGGACAAGAGUCAAAAUGCGAUGCUCAAUUUUCAACAACAACCCAGUUCGUCGCGUCAAUUCAAUGUCCAAAAUGUAUGGCAAGACGAACAGCCGCCAAUGUUCCCAACGAAUAUGGGAAUAGGACCAACUAUAAUGAUGAAUAAUCCGUAUAUGAUCAAUGCCAUCCCAUCGAAUUUACCCGGCAUUAACAAUCAACGGACCAUCAACAUUGACGGCAUUCCACGCGAGAUUCGUUUCUACGAUGAAGUGGCCAUUGCAUUUAUGAAAGAGAACGGUGGCGAACCAAAGGAAAUUGGUUUUCAAUCCGGAGAACGUCGGGUUCUCGUCGACAACAAGGACAGCAUAGUGUUGGCCUUCAACGAUUCCUAUAAGCCAUUUAAAAUUGACGGUGUCAAGUACCAGAUUCGAUUUGGUUCACCGAUCAGGGAACUGUACAUUAACAACAUGUGGUACGAAUGUUUCUUCGGUGAUCCACCCACCAACAUCACACUGGACGGCAGAAUUCGUCAAUUUAAAAUCGAAGGACCAUCGCCACAAGUGCGAAUCGGAAAUUUGCGCACUGAUCUGGUGGUUGGGAAGAUAGAUUUGUACGUCGACGUUCAUGUGAAAGUUUCGCUCUAUUUGGAUGCGCAGGUGCAGCACUUUGAAUUGGACAAUCAGAAGCACACCGUUCAGUUUGCUGACUAUUUCCUUACCGUAUUGAUAGACGGUGAACAGUUCGGCGUCGAAUAUGGUGGUAUGCCAAAGAAAAUUAGGUUUGGCGGACGUGAUCAUUACAUCCGAUUCUCCAUAAUGCCAGAUGGCGUUGUCCCGGGGAUGAUGUACAUAAAAAAUAUGCUGCGAACCGAACGUCAUCGUGGGAUCCAGUCGCCUCUACCGACAGUGUACACUGAAUUAAUAAUGCCACUCAUUCCGCCUGUGCCAGAAAUGGCAGCUGUGGCUCCAGUAUUACCAGCUGGUUCAGUUAUUGAAGUGCCUUCAACGUCAAUGCUUCCAGCUGCCCCAUCGAUAAACAUCGAUGAUUUGUUCCAGAAAUUGUUGGCGUCCGGCAUCUUAAACAACACAACCAAAGCGGAAACAAAGGAAAAGGCAAAGGAGAAACCGAAAACAAUAUCGUUAGCCAAGCCCGAUACCCUGAAGUUGCGUCAACAGACUCACAUUCAUGUCCUGUUUUCUGGCAUGCAAUGUAGCAGCUGUGGAGUUCGUUUUCCACCCGAACAGACCAUUAAGUAUAGUCAACAUUUAGACUGGCAUUUCCGGCAGAAUCGUCGCGAUCGUGAUUCGACUCGACGGGCGCACUCUCGUCGGUGGUAUUACAAUGUGGAAGAUUGGAUUCAAUACGAAGAAAUCGAAGACCUAGACGAACGGGAACGCAAUUGGUUCGAAACGCAACAAAUGGAAAUGGAUAUGGCAAACGAUGAUUCGGCCCAGCGCAAUGAAUCACCGGUGCCGAGCUGUGUUGCAGGACCAGAAGAUGUAGAUAAAACAUGUGAUAUGUGCCACGAUCAAUUCGAAACAUUCUACAACGAGGAAAAUGAGGAAUGGCACCUUAGGAAUGCUAUCCGUGUCGAUGACAGAACGUAUCAUCCGAUUUGUUUUGAAGACUGUAAGACUUCAGAGACAUUGGACGAGUCUAGUAUUAACAAUGGUCUUCACGGCGACAAUGCUGUGGAGCUGGCCUUGAAAACCGAAACAGCCGAUGAGUCAGUUGAUCGAAUUUUGCUUGACGAUGACGACGAUGUCAUUGUGUUACCGCAAGAGGAGCCUGUCAUCACCGAAAUUGCGGACGAUGAUGAUACACCCACAGUUUCGUCCAGCGUAGUGACUGUGGAGAAAAUUGAUUCAACGUCCCAAGAUGGUGCUAGCACAUCCGGUGCGGUAACAUCAUCAACCAAUGAUGACGUGAACGCUACGUAUGAAUCGAUUGGAAACGAAUCGGAUCUUCAGAUAUUGGUGCCACAAAUUUCGGUUGUUGAUGUCGAAGAUUUCGAGGAGAAACCGAUCGAUUCAACGACACAAUUGCCGGUUAAGAUUAAGGAAGAACCCAAAGAUGAUGGCUACGACGAAGAUGAUGCGUUCGAAGAUAUUGGAACGUUUGAGGAGGCUACGAUCAUCGAAGAUAACAGUGUGGAUGGCUAUACACCUGUGGCUAUCGUAUCAACAACGCCCGCACCGUCAACGCAUCAGACGCAAGCGUCGAUGAUCACCAGUCUGGACGGUAAUGUUCAAUUGCAGGACGCAGCACCGGCAACAAUCGGAAUGAAUAAGAUUAAGAUAAACAUAACGAAAAAUGUAACGAAAACUGCAAUAAAGGCUAGUGAUAGUAAUUUAGGUAAACAGAGCGAAUUAGCCGCGACGAAAGCUAAUGUAACCGACAAGAAUAAAGAGGAAGAAGAACAAGAAAUUACAUUUGAAUACAAGGACACGAUGAAAGGGGCGAAUUUUAAGAAAUUGCCAGCCGUUCGAAGUGGCACCGAAACAUCUGGUUUGUGCACCAUAAUGUAAUUGGGGUGCGCAAUUUUUAGUUAAUUUUAUCGAUUUUUAAGUUUUUUUUUCUUUCUGUUUUUCUUUUAUAAACGCCUAAAAUAAUCGCUCGAGAACGAUGAUCAAAUCCCAAAGAAAAAAAAAUCUUUUCGAUUUGUGAUGGUUGUUUUGGUCGAUUAUUUUAUGUGGUUGAAAUUGUGAUGUAAACAAAUUAUACAAAAAAAAAUCAAACAAAAAAAUUACAAAAUAAAUGAAAAUCAAACCAAAAAAAUUUAAUAAUUUUUUUUAUCAACAAAACAAAAGCAUAGAAGUGGGUUUUCUUAGUUGCAUAGUUGGACUGUGGUUCGCUAAAAUAUAUUUUCACCAGAUAUUGUACAUUUUGUAAUUAAGACCAUAAGUGUAGCCUGUAGCAACAUGAUGUGUAUAUAAUUAUUCUGUAUUAAGUGGCAGAUAAAAAAAAUGGCAUGGCAGUGUGGUUUUCUUAGAUGUUAAUGAUGUAAACCAUCAGCAGAACACUUGGAGUUGAAAUAAAUAAAUUUAACACAAAA
This is a messenger RNA of Bradysia coprophila, 5757 nucleotides long. RefSeq lists its product as uncharacterized. Lineage: Eukaryota; Metazoa; Arthropoda; Insecta; Diptera; Sciaridae. Gene Ontology annotation, cellular component: cytoplasm; mRNA cleavage factor complex. Gene Ontology annotation, biological process: mRNA 3'-end processing; termination of RNA polymerase II transcription. The record is from RefSeq and is a predicted model, not a curated record. Gene Ontology annotation, molecular function: ubiquitin binding; phosphatidylinositol binding; RNA polymerase II complex binding.